UGAACGAAGCUACCUCCGUGCCGGUCAGUAGUGUUUUCGGCGUUCGUAGUGUUCACUUGGAAGAAAUAAGAAAAAAUUUCAACAAAAAUAAACAAAAUGAGUACGAAGGAAAACAAAGAAGUUGCAGUUGAAAGUUUAGACAACGAAAAAAGCGUAGACGCAAAAUGCGAGCUCAAAGGAACGAAGCGAGCGGCAGAGGAUAAAACCGAUGACGCCAAGAAAUCGAAAAAAGAAGAGAACGGAGCAAACUCCGAAGGGGAAGAGUUAGAGGAUGAAGAGGAAGAUGAGGAGGCGCUCGAAGAGGAAGACACCGGAGAGGAAGAAAUUCCCGAAGGUGAUGACCUAGAAAUUGAGGGAGAAGAAGACGAUGACGAAGACGUGGAAGGUGGCGAAGAGGAAGUGGACGAAGAGGAGGACGACGCAUAAUAAAUCGGGGACAGCCGUCUGCCCUGUGAAAACGAUCUGUGACGGACAUUCUCAGUGCAAAAAAAUAGGAGCUACUUUGUGGCCAAAAAGGUGCUGCCGCCAGCCUUCAACACACCCGCCGCCAUAUCGCAUAAGUCAUCGGCAUCCUCCAGCAGACAAUUGACCUACCACGCCGUAUCCACAUUCGUCAAAAUCGAAACCUUUUAUCAGUUAGUUCAGCAUUAGUAUCGUCAACGCAGGAUCAUCGAUCGUCAUUUUCGUCUCAUCGCCACAAACUAGCUCACUCGAUUUUUCGCCGCUGUUGGGUUGCAGUGACCGUGCGAUGUGCGAACGCUAGCCGCGGUACCUGACCUCUUAUAUCUAACUUAUUACUUAAAAACCUCUACCCCUUCUUCGAUUUGUAAAAAUGUCCAAUUUGUGUAAAUGAUAGGAUUAAAUUUAGUUUAAGUUUGUUUUUACAUUUUUCGUCGUCACGUAACAUUAUCGUAGUCUCGGGUUUAAUUUUGUACAAAAGAUACACAACUCAUUUUCGUUCUUCAACCUUCUUCGUUCGAGAUAAAAGUACGCAACACCUCUUUUUUUAUAUAUUGUAAUAAUAAUAUGAAAAAAGAACAGAUUUUUAAAUAAAAUAGAUGGGUUUGUCGCUGUCAACUACCGUCGUGUUCCGUCGGUGCGUCAGCUGACGAAAUCAUUCGCAGUUGAGUAUCGAAGGGCAAUAAUUUUAACAAAAAAAACAUUUGAGUAGGCUAAAUUGCGUAGUAGGAGUUAGUCUAAAGUCAAUGAUGAUUUUUUUUAUUAGAUCAGUGUGUUGUAUGUAUGAUACAAACCUUGUAAUUAUUUUAGGAAAUUUUUUGCGUUCAUUAGCGGUGCUAGUCUGCGCACUUUUCUUUUAAUUCACUGCCAAAUGUUCAGGUUUUGAUUAUAUAGAAAACUCUCAAAUUGAGCUUAAACCGCCUAGAAAGCGAUGAGUACAAAGCUCAUAAUUUAUUUAUAAUAAAACUUAUUUUGCAAUCAAAUCAAUUAGGCUCCUGGGCGGUUUAAAUAUGUUUUAAUGAUAAUUUGACAAUACAGCGUAGAUUUUAAGACCUAUGCAAGCCUGCAUGAUAUGAUUUUAACUUUGGAAAAUCAUGUUUCGACCGAUUUCUCCGUUGAAACGUGCUUUUUACCUGUAUUAUUUUAAAUUUCAAUACAUAAUUGAGCGGAGUUUUGUAUAUAAUUAUAACAUUUGGCGCGGUUUCAUUCCAAACAAAGUAAUUUUUUUUAUAACCCUUCGAGUGGAGUUUGAUCCGCUCGGUCCGAUUAUAUUUUUAAUAUAAGCAAAUAUUUUAUUGAAUAAAAUCGUCUAACUUGAAAUUGUUCAGUAAUUGUAAUUCAGUGGUGUAUGAUUUUUGAUUGAUACAUAAACAAUGGAUACAAAUUGUUUC
This is a messenger RNA of Sitophilus oryzae (rice weevil), 1850 nucleotides long. RefSeq names its product glutamic acid-rich protein (gene Bacc). The record is from RefSeq and is a predicted model, not a curated record. Lineage: Eukaryota; Metazoa; Arthropoda; Insecta; Coleoptera; Curculionidae. The coding region runs from base 97 to 426 and encodes 109 amino acids. The transcript has 3 exons.